Aspergillus japonicus CBS 114.51 is the source of this 486-nucleotide messenger RNA. RefSeq lists its product as uncharacterized. The coding region runs from base 1 to 486 and encodes 161 amino acids. The transcript has a single exon. The record is from RefSeq and is a predicted model, not a curated record. NCBI's taxonomy places the organism in Eukaryota, Fungi, Ascomycota, Eurotiomycetes, Eurotiales, Aspergillaceae.
AUGGACAACCGCCCACCCACCCCCACCUACGUAACCCUGAACCACGGCUGGUACGACUACUUCAUCCACCGCCUCGAGGAGGGCGGGUACCGGUACUAUCUUGUCGUCGGCGCGCAAUACAUCUUCUGGGCGUUCCCGCCGUGGCCGGACGCGCCCAUCGUGGCGGUGGUCGUGCAUGCGGACAAGAUGGAGGAGUUGAUCGGGUGGCUGCUCUCGCUGGGGUUCGUGUCGUGCCUCGGCUGCGGGCGCCGGCAGGUCGGACGCCACUUUCACAUCCAGGACUGUCCUAGUGGGGAGCUGGAGCUGGUGCUGUAUGUGCUCACCGAGACGGAGCAGCUGGAUCUGGCUGCAGGCCGGGAGGAUCGCGAUGCGGAUUCCCCGGGUGCGAGUAUGAUUCGGGGCCCGAGAGGGGCUCCAGGGUCGGGUUCCAUGCCCUGGCGCUGUUUUGACUUCGCUCGUGGCUCGUUGAAGUCGAGAGACAAAUGA